Mesorhabditis spiculigera is the source of this 3675-nucleotide messenger RNA. NCBI's taxonomy places the organism in Eukaryota, Metazoa, Nematoda, Chromadorea, Rhabditida, Rhabditidae. The record is from the annotation of a GenBank genome assembly.
AUGAACAGAUCGGCGUCUUCUACUCCCUCUGUGCCUGCCGAGUCUGAUGGCGAUCGAGCCACGCCCAGCGCCGUCGACCGUGAGCGCGCGCAAAUGCUGAAUGUGCCUGUUGGGGAUGACCUCACAUCGACCCAAACCCCACCGCCUACUGUGGAAGUGGCCACCCUCGCCACGGAGCCGAUCGUUCGGGAUCGUGAGACUUCGAAGGAAGUGGAGAUUGGCGUCCUCUACCGCUGGAAGGAAUGGCGGUUGGUCCGCGACAACGACAGCCUUUACAUCUGGGCCGACAUGUUGGCGAUCGAGUUCCCCAAGCGGUUCCGUCUCAAGCUCGAAUUGGCCGGUGCUGACACAGAAGCACAAAAGCACCUGUUGAACCGCACGAAUCGCUCUUUCAAAAGUGAGCCGCUGACGUCGGUUGGGCAGCUGAAGAAUUUCUUGCUACGAAUGGUGGCCAAGCAAUGGUAUGACCGCGAACGCGACAGCUACAAUUUCGUCAAGCAGAUCAAGGAGCAGAAGGAAAUUACGUGCACGUACUCCAGCGACUUUGACGACCAAGGCAUCAUGUUCUGGCUCGGCACAAAUGGAAAAGUGGCUGAAUGGAUCAACCCGGCCUCGAUCGGCGUCGUCAAGGUGACCUGCUCCGAUACCCCGAAGCAACCCUUUGGACGCCCCGAAGACGUGCUCAGCCGUGAUGUGAACCCGAUCAACUGCCACAGCAGCGACGACAAGAACAGCAACUUCACGAUCGACACCGGCCUCGAGAAUCUACUCGAAAAGUCGCGUAUCUUGAUUGAUCGCACUAUUGUCGAGCGCAACGAAACGGCCGAAGGACGCGAAACACCCGAAGAUCAGCAUGGCCCCAGUACUUCCCAGCCGACAUUGAACACCAACCAGUCGGCGACCGGUUCAUCCGAUGCUGCUACGGCUUCAGCUGCUGUACCGGAGGGUGUCGAGGCGUUGUCCUUAUCCACCCCGGAUUUGGCGUCGGCUCGUGAGCGAGCUCAAUCGACGGAGGCUGCUUCGGAUGUCACUCAGGAGGACCAAGAUACGGAAGGUGACGUCGAGGAGGAUGAAGAGAACGACGAGGAAGAACCUGAAGACGAUGACAUGGAAGACGAAGAUGAGGAGGAGGACACGGAGCCCGACAACGAUGAUAGAGGUGAGAAGAGGGAUGAGGACGUCAGCUUUUCCCAAUUGCUGGCAGAAUUGGAGGGAGAGGGGAAAGUGGGCCAGGCGGCUCUCGCCGUGCCCGCAGGCUCGUCCACGGCCAAUACUAAUGCGACUAUCAGCCAAGAGCGCGGGAUUAUUGAGAGACUUCGCGAUGUGAUCGGAAUGGAAGAUUCCAUCGAGCAGCUCAUCAGCGGCCUGGGCCCGCCCAGCACACAGGCGAUCCAUGUCAAGCCGGCCGGAAGCCGAAAAGUUGGCACCUCGGUGUCAAAGUCGAUCAAGGGAUACGCCGAUGUGAUUAAGUCCAUGAUGCAGCAGAUGAUGGACCCGACUUCGGCCAUGGAUGUCGAGGAUAUGGAGGAAGAUAUUUUCGAUGACGAAGCGAACGAGGAAGACCUUAUGGACGAUGAGCUGCCCUACAACAUCCUGCCCGAUUCGUUGGCCCAGGCCCUGAUCCCCGCUUUCGACCCCCGCCCCGGCCGCACCAACAUCAACCAGACGCAAGAAGUCGAGCUGCCUGCGACAAUUUCGGAGCCCACCGCCGCCUCGAAUGCCCAGCCAAAGAAUACUUCGGAAGCCAAAAUUCGUCUCUUCCUUCGUGGACCCAACAUGCCCGGAAUCGAGAACAUCACCUUCGAGAUGGACAAUGACGAUCAUUCCCUAUUCAAAUGUAUCCAAAAGCUCACGAACAAUGUGGAAUGGCAACAGAAGGGCGAUCGGAAUCGCAGAAUCUUCGAUCCGGUCUACACAUUGAUAUACGAGGAUGCAUCGGCCGCCACAAACAUCGAUGCGUUGGCGCUGCCAUCGGAAGAUAGCAAAGUUCCCGACAUCGUGAACCAAACUCUGGACGCCCUCAAUCUUUUGGCCAAAGUUGGCGCCACCCUGCCCGAAUCGGAACUGCCUUCCAACGUCUUCAUCUCCGACAAGCUGUCGCAGAAGUUGCUGCAAGAACUCUCGGAUCCGCUGGUGGUGGCCGCUCGUUCGAUGCCGGAUUGGUGCGAGCGACUCGUUUAUUCGCAUCCGUGUCUGUUCACGAUGGAUACCAGGAAUAUGUACAUGGGCGCCACAGCUUUCGGCGUCGCUCGUUCGAUCGUCUGGAUCCAAUCUCGUCGCGACGCUGCCCUGGAGCGUUCGCGUGGCACAGGAGCCGGAACGCCCAACCCUUCAUCUGCCGUGCGUCGCGAAGAUGCCUACGAAUAUCGUGUUGGCCGCCUGAAGCACGAGCGCAUCAAGGUCACCCGCGCUGAAGACGAGCUGCUUGAACAGGCUAUUCGCUUGUUCCGUUUCCACUGCAGCAACAAGGCCGUGCUGGAGAUUGAGUACAAUGGAGAAGAAGGAACAGGACUUGGCCCUACCCUCGAAUUCUACGCCCUGAUUUCUGCCGAAAUGCAGCGCAAAGCUCUGGCGAUCUGGUGGUGCGAUGACCUGGAUGAGACGCAGCUGAAGCUUGAGGAAAAAGAGCUCGACCUCGGCGAGGGCAAGAAGCCGCCCGGCUUUUACGUCCGUCGCGCUGGCGGCCUUUUCCCCGCUCCUCUGCCACCAAACACCGAGCAGCGCCGUCGUGCAAAUGAACUCUUCCGUGUUCUCGGCAUCUUCAUGGCCAAGGUUUUGCAAGAUGGACGUCUCGUCGACAUUCCGCUCUCCCCAUCGUUCCUGAAAUUGGUCAUCCACCCGAAGGUCAGCACCCGUGCCACAAUCGCCGAUUUGGACGGCGUCUUGACGCUCGACGACUUUGAACUUGUCCACCCAAUUAAAGGCCGUUUCCUGAAAGAGCUGUCGUCUUUGGCUGCGCGCAAGCGGGCCCUCGAGUCUGACGAUACCAUCGACACAAUUGCCAAGCGCCGACGCUACGACGAGCUGAUGUUGAAUAUUGGCGGCGCCCGUUGCAAGAUCGACGAUCUUGGACUCAACUUCACUGUGAACCCACCAUCCGCUGUGUUCCAAUACAAGGAGAUGGAACUGAUCGAAGGUGGAGCGGACAUGGACGUGACGAUGGAGAACGUCGAGCUCUACGUAGAGAAGUGCUCCGACUACUAUCUCAACUCUGGCAUCGUCGAGCAGGUACGUGCUUUCCGUGAAGGAUUCGACCGCGUCUUCCCGCUUCGCUCGUUGCGCUCAUUCACGCCGGAGGAAGUCCAGUGCCUCAUCUCUGGUGAACAAAGUCCGGUGUGGAACCGCGACGAUAUCCUCAACUACACCGAGCCCAAGCUCGGCUACACCCGCGACUCGCCCGGUUUCCUGAAAUUCGUCGAUGUCAUGGACGGCCUGACGCCUGCCGAAAGGAAGAACUUCCUGCAAUUCGCUACGGGAUGCAGCAGUCUGCCACCUGGUGGCCUGGCCAACCUGCACCCGCGGCUGACCGUGGUUCGGAAGGUCGAGAGCGGUGACGGCAGCUAUCCAUCGGUCAACACUUGCGUGCACUACCUGAAGUUGCCGGAUUAUUCCACCGCUGAAAUUCUUCGUGAACGUCUUCUGACGGCCAUCAACGAGAAGGGCUUCCACCUCAAC